AUGAAAAAAAAAACCAAAGAAAAGAAAAAGCGUGUAGCAACGAUACAAGAAGACACAGAGAGAAAUGCAAAUGGGAUUAUUGAUGAAGUUAUAAACAAUAAUUUAAAUUUUGAUGAUGAUCUACUUUUAAAUUUGAGUGUCUGUUCCAAUGAAAGUGACUUGUUAAAUGAAACAGAAAGGGGUGAUAUUGAAUUGGAGUUGCAAGAGAACCUUGAAAGAUCCGAGCAUCAGAUUGGAGAUUGGCUUUUGAUAAAAUAUUAUGUUGGUAAAAGAAAGAAAACAGUUGGAACGGUUCAUGAAAUAAAAAAUCAGAUUUAUAAGAUGAGAUUUUUAAAAUUUAAGAAUGAAAGUAAGAAUUCUACAUCUGUCAUUGCCCCUAACAACGAUGACAUAGACAAAAUUGAUGAGAAUAAUAUAAUAAUAUGUAGACUACCAGAACCCAGUAUUGGAAGAAGUGGUGAAAUGGUUUUCCAAUAUCAUUUGGCUAAGUAA
Messenger RNA from Macrosiphum euphorbiae (potato aphid), 492 nucleotides. NCBI's taxonomy places the organism in Eukaryota, Metazoa, Arthropoda, Insecta, Hemiptera, Aphididae. The record is from the annotation of a GenBank genome assembly.